GUUAAGGAACUUAUUAUGUUUAAAAUUAAAUAUCUUCAAGGAAAAGAACUGUUAACAUGCCGGUCUGUGCUUUGGUAUCUCGUUUUUUGUGGUUUCGUCAUCAAUUAUAUGUUGAGAUUAAACUUGCAUUUGACAAUUGUGUCAAUGGUAAUACCUCCUGCAACAGAAAGUAACGAUGCGAAUAUUUCAAUUUUGGAGUAUAAAGAUCGAUUUGCAUGGAACGAAAACGAACAGAAUUUAGCUUUGGGAUCUUAUUUCUGGUUACAUUGGACAACGCAAAUUCCUGGUGGGUUUUUAGCAAGACGUUACGGUACGAAAAUUGUUUUUGGAAUGGGAAAUUUGUUGCCAGCGAUUAUUGGCUUCAUCAUCCCGAUUGCAACAUAUCAGCUUUAUGUUCUUGUGUUUCUACGACUUCUUCAAGGUUUUUUCGCAGGUGUUGUGUGGCCUUCUAUGCACAAUAUGACUGCCAAAUGGAUUCCUCCAAACGAGAGAAGCAGAUUUGUUAGUUCUUACUUGGGUGGUUCCGUAGGUGCUGCUAUCACUUAUCCACUUUGCGCAAUUAUUAUUAGCGGACUCAAUUGGGGUGCUACUUUUCACAUAACAUCAUUAAUCGGUGUUAUUUGGUAUUUCUUCUGGUACUUUUUCGCGUUUGACACACCUCAGCAACAUCCUCGAAUAUCCGACGAAGAGAAAAAAUAUAUUUUAGACAGCAUUGCCGAUUCGGUUGACGAGGAGGUGAAAAAAAUACCUUGGAAAUCUAUAUUAACAUCGAUUCCAGUUUGGGUUGUAAUAAUUUCUCAAACUGGUGGAGGAUGGGCUCUCUUCACCUUGUUAACUCACGUCCCAACUUACUUCAGCGUCAUUCAUGGAUGGAAUAUUACCAUGACUGGUAUUAUUUCUGGAGCACCACAUUUAUUGAGAAUGCUUUUCUCAUAUUAUUAUUCGGUCUUCAGUGAUUGGCUCAUAACUAACAAGAAAAUGAGCGUAACUAAUACUAGAAAAUUGGCUGUAUUUGUGUCUCUUGGAAUGCAAGGUAUUUUUGUCUGCCUGUUAAGUUUUUGCGGAUAUUAUCCAAUACUUGCAGCCAUUUUUAUGACAUCGGGAGUUGCUGUUAAUGGUGCACUUUCCGCUGGUACUUUAGCAACUCUCGUGGACUUAAGUCCAAAUUUUGCUAGUAUUAAUCUUGGUUUCUCUGGGAUGAUAAUAUUGAGCCUUGCAUUUGUUCCACCAGUUGUAACCGGUUUUUUGACAGUCGAUAAACAAACCGUAUUGCAAUGGCAAAAAGUUUUUCUUAUAAGUGGUGGUGCUUCUGUGCUUGGAACCAUUGUAUUUUUACUGUUUGGAACGGCAGAAGAGCAGCCAUGGAAUAAAUAUGGUAAGUCAACUAAUAAGAACGAUCAUGAAAUGCAGAAAUUGAUAGCAAUGCCGAUUAUAAAAUAUGAAGAUGAAAAUAUCUUGAAAGAUGAAAAAGUUAGAGAUAAAUAAUGAAAAAUAGAAAUAUACAUAAAC
This is a messenger RNA of Apis florea (little honeybee), 1509 nucleotides long. Its product is annotated as Na[+]-dependent inorganic phosphate cotransporter. Gene Ontology annotation, molecular function: transmembrane transporter activity. Gene Ontology annotation, biological process: monoatomic anion transport; transmembrane transport. The record is from RefSeq and is a predicted model, not a curated record. Lineage: Eukaryota; Metazoa; Arthropoda; Insecta; Hymenoptera; Apidae. Gene Ontology annotation, cellular component: apical plasma membrane.